CCCGCAUUUCAUCACACUUUUCUUUCUUAAAAUUUCACAACCAAAAUCUCCAACUCUUUCGUGGUUUAUUUCCUUCAUUGUCCACUUCUUUCAAACAAAGGGUUUCCCUUAAAAAACAUCGAUCGUCUCAUUCUUUGAUUCAUAACGUUGCAACCGGACAACAAAAUGGCUAACGACAGCAGACAUAACCGGAACCAGAUGAACGGACCCACUCCCGUCUCCGUCCAGGUCACGGACCGAGACCACGACCACGACCGCCGCAAUAACCUGCCGAACUUCCUCCUGUCCGUACGUCUAAAGUACGUGAAACUCGGAUACCAUUACCUAAUCUCCAACGCCAUGUACAUCCUCCUCCUCCCUUUACUCGCUGCCGCUUCUGCAAAUCUCUCCUCUCUCACCUUCCAUGACCUUCGCCUCCUAUGGGACCAUCUCCGUUUCCACUUCGUCUCCGCCACUCUCUGCACUGCCCUUCUCAUCUUCCUCGCCACCGUAUAUUUCACCACCCGUCCACGACGCGUCUUCCUCCUCGACUUCGCCUGUUACAAGCCCGACCCAUCACAGAAAUGCCCUCGCGAAAUCUUCAUGGACCGUUCCCGAAACGUUGGGAUCUUCACGGAGGACAACCUCGCCUUCCAACAGAAGAUUCUCGAGCGUUCCGGUCUCGGACAAGACACCUACUUUCCCGAGGCCUUGCUCCGUGUUCCUCCGAAUCCGUGUAUGGCGGAGGCGAGGAAAGAGGCGGAGACUGUGAUGUUCGGCGCCAUUGAUGAGCUCUUGGAGAAGACAGGAGUGAAACCUAAGGACAUUGGGAUACUUGUCGUGAACUGCAGCUUGUUCAAUCCGACUCCGUCUUUGUCGGCCAUGAUCGUCAACAAGUAUAAGCUCAGAGGAAAUAUCUUGAGCUAUAAUCUUGGUGGCAUGGGCUGCAGUGCUGGGCUCAUCUCCAUUGAUCUUGCCAAACAGCUUCUUCAGGUCCAGCCGAACUCAUACGCCCUGGUUGUAAGCAUGGAGAACAUAACACUGAACUGGUACUUCGGCAACGAAAGAUCAAUGCUCCUCUCUAACUGCAUCUUCCGGAUGGGCGGCGCCGCCAUCCUCCUCUCGAACCGCUCGUCCGACCGGCGGCGUUCCAAGUACCAACUCAUCCACACUGUCCGAACCCACAAGGGAGCCGACGACAAUGCCUACGGCUGCGUCUUCCAACGCGAAGACGACAACGGACAAAUCGGAGUUUCCCUCUCGAAGAACCUCAUGGCCAUAGCCGGAGAAGCCCUCAAGACGAACAUCACCACGCUCGGACCGCUCGUCCUCCCGAUGUCGGAACAGCUCCUGUUCUUCGUCACCCUGGUCGCGAGAAAGGCGUUGAAGAUGAAGAUAAAGCCGUACAUUCCAGAUUUCAAGCUGGCGUUCGAGCAUUUCUGCAUCCACGCGGGAGGGAGAGCGGUGUUGGAUGAGAUCGAGAAGAAUCUUGAACUGUCUGACUGGCACAUGGAGCCGUCGAGAAUGACGUUGAACAGGUUUGGGAACACGUCGAGUAGUUCAUUGUGGUACGAGUUGGCGUACAGCGAGGCGAAAGGGAGGAUCAAGAAAGGGGACAGGACAUGGCAGAUAGCGUUCGGGUCGGGGUUUAAGUGUAACAGUGCAGUCUGGAAGGCGUUGAGGACGGUGGAUCCGACCAAGGAGAAGAAUCCAUGGAUCGAUGAGAUUCAUCAGUUCCCGGUUCACGUCCCGAAGAUAACUCCCGUGUCUUAGGGUUUCUUCAUGACACGCAUUGCAACAACUUUUAUGUAUAUCUAUAUGUAAUAUUGUGUAUGGAUUUUAUAUGUUCGGUCAUUUGUUGUAGUUGGAAGAUUUUUUUUCUUUUUUGUCUCAGAAAGUAGACAUUCUAAUUUGGUUAUAAUUUAUUUGGUUUA
This is a messenger RNA of Tarenaya hassleriana, 1913 nucleotides long. Its product is annotated as 3-ketoacyl-CoA synthase 20. Gene Ontology annotation, cellular component: membrane. Lineage: Eukaryota; Viridiplantae; Streptophyta; Magnoliopsida; Brassicales; Cleomaceae. Gene Ontology annotation, molecular function: acyltransferase activity, transferring groups other than amino-acyl groups. The record is from RefSeq and is a predicted model, not a curated record. The transcript is spliced from 2 exons. Gene Ontology annotation, biological process: fatty acid biosynthetic process. Bases 166 to 1752 code for a protein of 528 amino acids.